Molecule: messenger RNA, 525 nt
Organism: Microplitis mediator
Lineage: Eukaryota; Metazoa; Arthropoda; Insecta; Hymenoptera; Braconidae
Product: histone H4
Exons: 1
Coding region: 10-321 (103 amino acids)
Biological process (GO): nucleosome assembly
Cellular component (GO): nucleosome
Molecular function (GO): structural constituent of chromatin; protein heterodimerization activity; DNA binding
Source: RefSeq, a predicted model, not a curated record
AUUUGAAAAAUGACUGGUCGUGGUAAAGGAGGAAAAGGUUUGGGAAAAGGAGGAGCAAAACGUCAUCGUAAAGUUCUUCGUGAUAACAUCCAGGGAAUUACCAAACCGGCGAUCCGUCGUCUGGCUCGUCGUGGUGGAGUCAAGCGAAUCUCUGGACUGAUCUACGAGGAAACUCGUGGAGUUCUCAAGGUCUUUCUGGAAAACGUGAUCCGUGACGCCGUCACCUACACCGAGCAUGCCAAGCGUAAGACCGUCACCGCCAUGGACGUGGUCUACGCUCUGAAACGUCAAGGCCGUACUCUUUACGGUUUUGGAGGUUAAUUUUAUCACUCGACUCUGCAAAAUUUAAACUAAACGGCCCUUUUCAGGGCCACCAAAUUUUUUACACGUGAAAAAUCAAUCAAGUUAUUGUUUUAAAUCCUCUUAUAUUCUAGUUUAAUGAAAAUUAGAAAUUAAUUUCGUUUCUUUAAUUUUAUAAUCACGAUCCGAUUACUCAGUCCUGGUGGACGGAGAAAAAAAUAUUGU